UGCGCCACCGCUCCCCGCACAUCACCACCCCCACCUCCAUCAUCACUCGCACCACCAACAUUACCCCCCCACACACACUGCUCCUUCACCACCAACUACUCCUCCUCUUUCCCGAGACAGAGAGAGAUUGAGAGAGGAACACAACCCAGGCCACCCCCGCCACCUCUUGCGUGCGGUCGCAACAUCAUCACGAUGGGCGACGCGGAGCCCACUCCGUCGCCAACCGCGGGGGUCGCCACCGCCACCUCCAUCGCCUCCAUCGGCAGCUCCGGCAGCGCCGGCUCGGGGGGCGCGGCAUCGACGGCGCCGCUGCACGUCAACGUGGGGGGUCUCCGGGAGCGCGUGGCACGCGGCAGCGCCCGCCGGUUCCCGCACUCGCGCCUGGGCAAGCUGGCGCGUUGCGAGAGCCACGAGCAGGCGCUGCGCCUCUGUGACGACUACUGUGAUGCCGCGGACGAGUUCUACUUCGACCGCAACCCGGCGGCAUUCCGCGGCGUCCUCAACCUGUACCGCACUGGACGCCUGCACCUCAUCGAAGAGCUGUGCGUCUUCUCCUUCAGCCAGGAGCUCGAGUACUGGGGCGUGCAGGACUACUACAUGGGCUCCUGCUGCAGCUACAAGUACCACGAGCGCAAGGAGAACUGCGGGGACAGCGGGGAGUUCGACGAGGACGACGACGACGAGGAGGGAUUCACUCACGACGACGACGACGAUGGCGGAAGUGGCGACAGUGACGACGGCGGCAGCGGCGGGGCCAGGGGGGAGAGGGCCCCACCCAAGGGCUCCCCCGAGGAGGAGAUGGCGUCUGUGGAGAGAGACAUGGAGGAGUUCACGCGCAAGUGCUGCGGCCAGCGGAGGCGCCUGCUGUGGCUGACCCUGGAGAACCCGGACUUCUCGGCCUUCGCGCGCGUCAUCGCCGCCGUCUCCGUGCUGGCCGUGCUCACGUCCGUCGCGGCCAUGUGCGUCAACAGCAUGCCCGAGUUUCAGGCGGCUGCGCGCCGGCGCGGCGCCGCUGGCGCCACGGCGGCCGAGGAGCUAGAGGAGGAGAGGGGCGUGCUGGCGCAGGUGGAGCGCAUGUGCAUCGCGUGGUUCACCGCCGAGCUGGUGCUGCGGCUGGCGGCGGCGCCGCGGCUCGGCCGCUUCGUGCGCGAGCCCCUGAAUGUCAUCGACGCCGUCUCCGUGCUGCCCUACUACGCCACCGAGGCGGUGCGCGCGCUGCUCUCGAGCGGCGUGCGCAUGCGCGACGUGGGGCGAGUCACGCAGUCGCUCAGGCUGCUGCGCGUCUUCCGCAUCCUCAAGCUGGCGCGCCACUCGGCGGGCCUGCGCUCGCUGGGCGAGACACUGGCGCACAGCCACAGCGACAUCGGCGUGCUGCUCCUCUUCCUCGCCACGGGCAUCCUCAUCUUUGCCUCGCUCGCCUACUACCUGGAGCGCGACGACGGCGAGAACAUGGGCACCAUCCCCCUCUGCUACUGGUGGGCGACCAUCAGCAUGACAACGGUGGGCUACGGCGACGCGGUGCCCACGACGCCCGCCGGCAAGGCGGUGAGCGUCUGCUGUGUCCUCUGCGGCAUCCUGAUCAUGUCCAUGCCCGUCACCAUCAUCUUCAACAAGUUCAUCAAGUACUACCGCCGACAGAAGGCGCGCGAGGUCACCCUGCGCCGGCGGUUGGCCCGGAACGCUCUGCCGAGGGAACUCUUUGAGUCGCACCGCGACGACGAUGACGACGAUGACCUUGACCGCGACCGCGACCUCGGCGACGGCAGGACGGGGAAGGCCCGCAGGGUGGUCGUGGGGCUGGUCUCCGCGUCUGCGCUCGGGGUGGGCCUCGGAGUCGGCGCCGACCCGGGCCUCUGCGUGGGGCCACGCGAAUCCUUCGCCUCGGGCUCGCGGGGCCGCAGGGGGCGCAGGCGACCGUGUCGCGCGUGGGCAGCGCUGGCCGAGCGCCUCCUGCCGUCGUCAUCCGGCACUGGUGGCGGGGGGAGGCGGCAGAGCGGCGGGACGCCUGGGGGGACGCCCGCGUCCCCGGCUCACGGCCGCGGGGACCUCGAGCUGAGGCCGUUGGAGGCCGCCGUGGGCCUCGCGCAGGUGCGGGACAUCGGGCCGGGCCGGAAGGUCUACCAGCCGGUGGAGUGAGAGGGCCGUGGGUCGCAGGUCGCGAAUGAGCCCAACGUCUGUGGGAGGAUGCUGCCCUCCCUCCCUACUGCCACCACCGCCACCACCACCACCUACACCGCCAACCACCACCACCACCACUCACAACCACCACCCUGCCGAAUUACAGCUACAGCACUCACCUGGCCCAGACACCCCCUUAAGCUCCGGAAUGCCAACAAACCUCAUGCCAAGCUGCCGCUGCUGCCACUAUCGCUCGUCGACGGUGGAGCCUCCACCCCAACCUCGACUACCAUAGCCUCAGUAGCCUUGCCGACUUGGUGUCAGAGUCAACCCGUGGAAAUUGACGAUGAUGAUGAUGAUGGCAGCGAUGUUGGAUGCAAGGGUUGUGUUUGGACAGGAGGGGCCCAAGGGGGGCCACGACGAGGAGUUUUGAUGUCGUCGUUUACGCCGUUGCCGUUCAACUUUGGCCGGGAAAUCACCUGCAGGUCUCUCCCAUUUGUAGGCGCAGAUGCACCGACCGAUGCGCUGCCACUCCUCCGCCGAAUUGCGCCGGCGGUACAAUAAGAAGAGGACUGUGACGGAAUCGUUGACCUUGCUGAUUAUCAGGCACUCAAACGAAGGUCUCCGUGUCAAAUCGUUACUCUCGAUCCAUGGGAUUAGGCUCGAUUUCCCGGGCCACGACACCGUAUAUGGUUAAUGCCAUGCCCACCUUCUUCCAUAUUUCCAUAUAUUGGAGGGGGGGCAAAUUCUUUCAUCGGUGAUUCCGUACGAUUUUAUUGAUGCAGUACAAACGGACCGCGAUGGAUAUCGCCGACCUUCGCUCAGCUUCUUCGGUGUACUGCGGGGAACACGGCAGGCCCGAAGCACAGCGUGACCGGUCGUCGUUGUUGUCAUGCUCGUCAGCCAUUUUCAACCUCUGACACUCACCCCCGCACAACCGAUUAGCACGUUCGGCUACGUGCGGUGCGGCAGAAGUUCAACAUGCACACAUACGUAUGUCAGUGCAGAUAUUGGCAGGUCACAAAACAUUUAGGGGGUCCACGCGGCACGCAAGACUAACCGAUGGGAAUACUCGAUCCAGGGAUCGCUUUGGCAAUAAAAUCGACGCGGUGAUUAAGCCCUCGAUUACCCUCCAAAUCUGGGACUCGAGACCGUAACAUGGAUGGGGCAAAGACGCGCCCGUCCAAGGGUGUGAUGCCACGCACUAUUCCCUUUCAUUUAUCUCGCUGACUGCGUUACAGGCCCUCCCAUCCCCUGGCCACCCUCCCGUAAGCGUGGCUGAAAGACGCCGGGGUUGGCUCUCUCACGAAAAAAUUGGCUCGGUUGUGAGUAACCUAAACGCUCGACAUUCUCUCUGCAGCCAGUUGCUGCCCGCCCACACACGGCGAGAGAGAUGAGCGGGCGCAACCAGCUGAGCGUCGAUCCGCUCAGCGAUUUGUGGUGACGCAUUUCACCGCCACCACUGCAGAGGCACAGUAGUCACCCUCGAAAAACAGAGGGCAGAGGAGCGACGCUCACAACAACGAGCAGAGCGCCGGGCAGCUAAAAUGCAGCAAGUUGCCACAG
Petromyzon marinus (sea lamprey) is the source of this 3684-nucleotide messenger RNA. Its product is annotated as delayed-rectifier potassium channel regulatory subunit KCNS3-like. Gene Ontology annotation, biological process: action potential; potassium ion transmembrane transport; protein homooligomerization. The record is from RefSeq and is a predicted model, not a curated record. Gene Ontology annotation, molecular function: delayed rectifier potassium channel activity. Gene Ontology annotation, cellular component: membrane; voltage-gated potassium channel complex. NCBI's taxonomy places the organism in Eukaryota, Metazoa, Chordata, Hyperoartia, Petromyzontiformes, Petromyzontidae.